UAAACAAUGUUGCAUUAUAUUUUUUUUAUGAAAUAAAUGAUAAUAAAUAAUUAGUUAUUGAUUUUAACAUUCAUAAUAGAUAAUAAAAAAAUAUUAAUUUUAUUUAGUAAUAAUAAUAAACAUCAGGUGGCGUAAUUCAUACUUUUUCAAGGUGGAAGUUACCAUUUAAAAGAUUAGUUUGUAUCGUAUCUGAUUGGUGAAUGAUAAGCAAAAAAGGAGAAAAUACAUAACAAAUUGUGAUUUUUUUAUUUUUCAUAAUAUUCAUAAAUCGCAUAAACAGAAAUAAUAUAAUCAAUUUAUAAUAAUUUUGUGACAAUUAAAUAAAAAAUGAAUGAAUGGUAUAUUUAAUCUAUUAAUCAGAAACAGUGUGACUGUGUGACACUUGUAAGAUCGUUGUCAGUUAAUUAUGGGGGUUGUUUAAAGGGUUAACACGUACUUAAAAGCAGUGAACACAAUGAUAAAUUUGUUUGUAAUAAUGCACGAUAGGUAUUAUUUUAUGGAAUGAGUUCUUUUCCUAUUUCGGUAUCUCUCUGCGUUAUUCGCGUCGAGGUUGUUGAUGAAGAUUCUGAAGAAUCAAAUGGCAUAAUGGCUGCUAAGAUGAGGGGUCGCAGAGAACCAACCAAAAUAAAUAUGGAAAAUUGCACAAACCUUACAGAAAAACAAGAUUCAGUACUUCCUUCUCAAGGAACUAGUAAAUCUAGCUCUACUUCUAGAGCUAAUUCUGAAGAAAAUACUUAUGAUGAUACAGAGAUAGCUGGUGCAAGUGCUUGUGCCUGUGAUCAAAUUAAUUUUAUCUCUGGAAAUCCAUUUGUUGAAGUAACCAAAGGAAUUAUACAUUUAUAUAAGGAAAACAAAUUAACUGAUAUACACCAUGCAGCAGAACGUACCCAAACUAUCUGCAUUCUCUCAGUUCCAGCUACAAUGACAUGUCAUGAUCUUUUAAGAUUUACAGCUCCUUGCCAUCAAGAUGUUCGACAUUUUAGGAUACUUAGAGAUGGCAGUCCUAAUCAAUAUAUGGCAUUGAUUACCUUUAAAUCUGCUAAUGCAGCAACAGAAUUUUAUGGUUCUUUUAAUGGUACUCCAUAUAAUUCUUUUGAACCAGAUGUCAUUUGUCACAUGGUGUUUGUGUACAGUGUAGAAGUAACAUAUAAUGCUAUGCCUUUAUCUGGACAUACAGAAUUACCACUUUGUCCAGUUUGUUUAGAGAGAAUGGAUGAAAGUGUUGAUGGUAUUUUGACAAUUUUAUGUAAUCAUACAUUUCAUGCAAGUUGUCUAGCUAAAUGGGGAGAUACUUCUUGUCCAGUUUGUAGAUAUGCUCAAACACCAGAAUCAUUUGCAGAUAGUUACUGCAUGGAAUGCAAUACUGGAGAAAGUAAUGAUGCUCUAUGGAUCUGUCUUAUAUGUGGACAUAUAGGUUGUUCACGAUAUCAUCAAGGACAUGCUUUUCAACAUUAUCGUGAGACACAUCAUUGUUAUGCUAUGCAAUUAGGAAAUAAUAGAGUUUGGGAUUAUGUAGGAGAUAACUUCGUUCAUCGAUUAUUACAAAAUAAAGAUGGAAAAAUGGUUGAAGGUGGUCCUACAGCAACUAAAGCUGAAGGUGCUGCAAUGGAAGAAAAAGUAGAUUCUGUACAGUUGGAAUUCACGUAUCUUUUAACAUCGCAAUUAGAAACUCAAAGACAAUAUUUUGAGGAUAGAUUAGCACGAUUAGAACAACAUUCUGUGUUACAAACUACAGAACUCAGAGAAAAAUUAAGUCAAGUAUCAGAAGAAAAUGCCAAAGUUAAGGAACAAUUAGCAAUAUUAAGCCGAGAAAAGCAAAAUGUAGAUAAACGACUACAACAAGUUAGUAAUAAAUUGAUACAAGUACAAGCAGAACUAACUGAAGAAAAAGAAUUAAGAAAAGCAUUAGAGUUAAAUCAAGCCUCUUGGCAAGAUAAAUAUAAAAUUCUGCAAAAUGAAAUGACUGAAUAUCAAAAGACAAAACAAACAGAAGUAACAAAUUUAAAGGAACAAGUACAAGAUUUAAUGUUUUAUCUUGAUGCUCAAAACAAAGUAGAAAAUUCUGAAUUAAGAGAAGAAAUCGCUUCAGGUCGUAUAGUAAUUCCAGAAACUUCCAAUUCUGUUAAGAAGAAUACUCGACUUUCUAAAUCUCGUAAAAAACGUUAAUAUAAUUUACUGACAUUUUCUAUAAAAAAUUUAAUUUUGAAUCAUACUUCGAAAUUAAAAAUUGACUUUGUAUCUUUUUAAUUAUGUUAAAAUAAAUUACUGAUUUUUUUUUUUACUGAUUUUAAAUAAGAGCUUUAGUAUAUAAAUCUAUAAAAGUAAUAAUUAAUGUUAUAAAAUACUAACCUUUGUAAUUUCCAAAUAAAUUUUGAUAUUUAA
Molecule: messenger RNA, 2382 nt
Organism: Apis cerana (Asiatic honeybee)
Lineage: Eukaryota; Metazoa; Arthropoda; Insecta; Hymenoptera; Apidae
Product: BRCA1-associated protein
Biological process (GO): Ras protein signal transduction; protein ubiquitination
Cellular component (GO): cytoplasm
Molecular function (GO): nucleic acid binding; zinc ion binding; ubiquitin protein ligase activity
Source: RefSeq, a predicted model, not a curated record